Molecule: messenger RNA, 1515 nt
Organism: Limanda limanda (common dab)
Lineage: Eukaryota; Metazoa; Chordata; Actinopteri; Pleuronectiformes; Pleuronectidae
Gene: coq4
Product: coenzyme Q4 homolog (S. cerevisiae)
Exons: 7
Coding region: 71-973 (300 amino acids)
Biological process (GO): ubiquinone biosynthetic process
Cellular component (GO): mitochondrial inner membrane; mitochondrion
Source: RefSeq, a predicted model, not a curated record
GGAGGGCGGGGUCGUCUUCUCCUCUCUUGCUCUGCCCUCAGACAAUAAAUACAGCUGCCCACCUCGGUUCAUGCCCAAUUGCUGCCCCCGGAGUACAAAUCGAGCGUACCGUGCCCCCGCCGCGCAUGCGCAGGGGCGGUUCAGCAUGUGGCGUAGUGUUAGUAAGCGUCUCCACGGCUUGACUCAGCGACAACACGGUUUGAUCUCGAAAGUGUGCGUCCAGCAGCUGUGCAGCAGCAGCAGUGAGUUUACAGAUGGCUGCUUCGAUGGGUUGUACACCGGACACAUUCCCACCACCCCCGUCCAGAGAGCCCUGCUGGCCGUUGGGUCAGGUGUGGCUGCACUACACGACCCCUACAGACAUGACAUGGUGGCCGUGCUCGGAGAGACGACGGGACACCUAGCGUUGUUAAAUCUCAGGGACAGGAUGAGAAAUGACCCUGAAGGCCACACAAUCCUAACGGAACGGCCCAGGAUCCGACUGUCCACUCUGGAUCUGACCGCGAUGACCUCUCUGCCCGAAGGCUCCUUCGGGAGAGAAUACCUCCGUUUCCUGGAGGACAACCACGUGACCCCUGACUCGAGGGCAGACGUGAGGUUUGUGGACAAUGAGGAGCUCGCCUACGUCAUGCAGCGAUACAGAGAGGUCCAUGAUUUGUUGCACACCUUACUGGGCAUGCCCACAAACAUGCUGGGCGAAGUGGCAGUAAAAUGGUUCGAAGCCGCUCAGACGGGGCUUCCCAUGUGCGCCCUCGGAGCUGUGCUGGGGCCACUACGGCUAAGCACAAGCCGUUUGCAGACGCUGUUCACGUCUCUGGGGCCCUGGGCGCUUCAGAAUGGUCGGCGGGCCCGAUGCGUCCUCAGCGUCUUCUACGAGAGACGGUGGGAGCAGAACCUGGAAGACCUCCGGCAAGAGCUCAACAUCGAACCGCCCCCGGUUAUACCGAGUGCAUCCAAACAGAGGAGCAGCUGAGGAAAAAGUCUGGGUAUCACCUGCCAAUAGACUUUUAAACAGCAGACAAACCGUAAAUAUUUGAAGUGUGCCUGUGACACUGUGGAAGUUUUAAUAAGAUCCACUGAGGAAAUUCCCCACUUGACAAACACUGUCUUGUUCCUUCUUACAUUACAGAUUGAUCUGCUUGGCAUCACGUCAUUUUGAGUGAAGCCAUUCUAGCUGAUGGACAUUUUCUGUGAUUUCCUGAUGCUGGUGGACAGCAGGUCUCGUUCAACAGGCCUCAAUCUGUUAUUGUGAAUUCACUUUUGUUAUUAGCAUUCAAAUUAAUUUAAAAACUGAAUGAUCUGUAAUUAUGCACUUACCCAUGUACUGUAUUCAGCUUUGAAAUAUAUUUUUAUUGCUAUAGUUUUUUUUCCCGUAUUUUUGAGAAACCGAACAGCGUGCACCUGCAGUUGUGCAAACACCAGUUGGUGGGAACCGAGCAGAGGCAUCCGCCUCUGUUAUCUUUUGACUCACUAUGUUGUCAAAUCCUGUGCUGUGAAUAAACUGGGCUUUCCUUA